AUGAGCCAUGCCUCCAGGCCCUCCAAACGUGCGCGAGUUUCGGACAAAGACCGCACACCCCAGGAUGCACAACGUGUUGGGCCUGAGCCUGCUGCUGACCUGCGUGCUAGGUUUCCUGGCAGGAGUCCUCCUGUUCCCAGGGGACCCAAGGGCGACGGGCCCUUUGGACCUCCACCGGCUGUUCCAGUACGAGAACCCCCCGUGGAGCCAGCCAAUCCGCCGCGAGCAGAAGCAGCCGGCGGCAGUGACGACGAGUUCUCUCUGGACUCUGCACUCCUCACCCCUGAGAUGGGGAGUCAGGACGGGAUUAGUGAAAGUUCCGACUUCGACUUGGUCUUGCAAGAUGACGAUUUGGACAACGCCAAGGCAAGACUUAGCACGCUCUAUCGGAGGGAGCUAUCAGUGCAGAACCCAACAGCCACGACUCGCUCCACCGCUGGAAAAAUGUCCUGGUUCCAGAGAGACACGGCUUCCUGUACUUGGGAAGAGCUCCAGGCCAAAGCCCCCCGCUAUCUCACCAACGAGAGGUACGCAGACUGGGAAAAUUGGCGGAAUGCAUAUGCUCACAGCCAUCGCAGGGCCGGGGUGAGGGUUUCCUCCACAGCCGUGGUGGAGGAGGGACCUAGUCUCUGGGGGCCCCCAGGAGACUUCAAUGCCGUGCUGACAGCACAACGCCCGCACGUGGGCGCCACAUGCCAGCCGCAAGGGUCAGGCCAGGCUCUUGCCACAAUCGAUGCCACCGAGCUUCAUCAGGUUCGAGACUCCAUCAGUCGUGCUCUGCUUGAUGCUGCGGAACAGCAUUUCCCACCCAGCAGGCCAGCUGACAAUCGCCUUAGUGCAGCAGGUGGCUUUCGCGCCUCUGCCAGACACACUUGGCAGCUCUACCGGGAGCUGAAGGCAGCACAUACUGUCACGCCGCACUCUGUCUUCCGACAGUGGCAGGCUGCUGCAGCCUUCGCGAAGGCAUCCAAGGCGCUGCGAGUUCAAACCCGGCUCCUGAAGAAAACCUCUGUACUUCAUAAGCUGGAAGAAGCAGAGCAUGCAGCCAACAAAGGCGAUCAGAAGGUCCUGCAUCAGAUUGUCCGCAGCCUUACUCCGAACAAGCGUCAAUUCUUGUCGAGACUUCGCGACCCGCAAGGUCGCCUCCUUGAUCCCGUGGCCUCCCUGCAGGCAAUGUUGCAGUAUGCCCGGGACACCUUUUCGGUCCAUGCUGAUGAUCCCGUAGAGCUAUGCAUGACUCAAGGCUUGGACAUUUCCGACCAAGCUGUGCAGCACGAACUGCAGAAGCUAGGAAGCAUCGCUGGCCUCCUGGGCCCUGCGCUACGCCUGCACUUCCAG
Symbiodinium necroappetens is the source of this 1338-nucleotide messenger RNA. NCBI's taxonomy places the organism in Eukaryota, Dinophyceae, Suessiales, Symbiodiniaceae. The record is from the annotation of a GenBank genome assembly.